Molecule: messenger RNA, 7443 nt
Organism: Dreissena polymorpha
Lineage: Eukaryota; Metazoa; Mollusca; Bivalvia; Myida; Dreissenidae
Product: neuronal membrane glycoprotein M6-a-like
Exons: 7
Coding region: 94-882 (262 amino acids)
Biological process (GO): neuron projection development
Cellular component (GO): plasma membrane
Source: RefSeq, a predicted model, not a curated record
UUUUGAUCUGUCACGAAUUCGGAUAAAUCACUUCCGCAAAUUUUCACAAAACAAUUUAAAACAAUUUACAAAAAGAAUAUCAUAUAAUUCAAAAUGCGGUUCACAGAAAAGAUUGGAAAUGUGCCAUUUGCAUCCCUUAUUGCCUGCAUCAUUGUUUUUGCGGGGGUUGGAGUGUUUUGUGGGACGUUAUAUCGAGCCCUCACGAUUAUUCUGAAGUCAGUGAUGGAGGAAUUGUUUGGAUUCACUGUUUCAUGGCUACAAGUGCUGCAGAUUGUCUUCAUCAUCAUCGCUUGUGUGAUGGCGCUGUAUGCGAUCAUGCUGCUCAUUUUUGGCUUCCUGGCAACUGGAGCCACCAGAAAAAACGUGUACUCUGGAGCCAGUUGCAUCAUGGGAGGAAGGGUGUCGGCAGGAUUUUUCAUGUUCAUAUCGUACAUCCUGAACCUGGCCUGGAUGGGUGUGACUGCCCUGUGCGUGAUCCCUAUUGCUGGCUACCUCAUGCUGCGCUCCAUCUGUUCCACGGAGGUCUACAGCAAGGACGCCUCCAGCCUCGGGGGAUACUGCUUCAGUCUCACUCACUUUGGUAUCUACAGAAACCAGAGUUUCCCUCCAGGAAUCACCCCACCAGGCCGGGAGGCACUGUGUGGUCACACUGAGCUGAGAAGGUUUUGUGAUAAUAUUGAAAUAUCCGGGCCAUUGUUCUGUGUGGCAUUUGUUGGAGCAGUGCUGAUCUGCCUUGGAAUGCUACACUUCAUGGUGAGCCUAGCAGCUAACUACACAAGGAUACGUAUCUCAAAGGAGCUCACAGACCUUCGUGACGCAGUCGACGUGGAAGAGCUCGAACUCCACUCGAAUGACAUUGACAAAAACUCGUCACAAUACUGACAUACGUCCCGCUGGCUGGACCCCGAAUCGAGGCUGACAGAGGAACCAAGAGGACGUCGGGACGAUCAGGGGAGAUGAUAUUACGACGAGGAUGGUAAUAGCGUAUACUCCGAUGAAGAAAGCCUUGAUGACGGUAGACGAUAAUUUUACCUGACCAGAAAACAUUCUUGAUACAUAUGGGUUUGGUUGACUGAGGUUUAUGGGCAUAACUGCCGUAUCUGGUUUAUCUUUCCUCUGGCAGGUAUUACAGUUUUGCGCUGAACACUCAGAUGUGUUUAUACCAGGGCUGGUUCAGUAUGUGUGUGUAUGAGAUAUAAGCAUCAUAUGUGUGAUGUCAUUUUUAUUGGUUGUAACAAGCAGCAGAAUUUGUGUUAUUUUACUGGUUUUAUUAAUUUGCCAGUCUUUUAUAAAUGUAUUGUGCAAUUACAUUACUGUGUUGUUUAAUGUUACUACAUGCAAGGUAAGGGACUUCAACUUUCAUCCAUCACUUUUCAAAUGGAUAGUGUUUUUUCUAUUUGAAAAUGUAAGUGUGAUUUGUUUGAAUUCUCUGAAAAGGAUAUAUGGUAAUAGCUCCAUAUUAAAUAUAAAGUAAGCAUGCACACACAUUUGAUAUGUGUUAAUAGAGAAAGGUCAUUAAACAAAUUAAGUGAUUCUUGAUACUUUGGUUAUACUUUAUACUGUACUAAAUGUUGAUUAUCUAAAUUUAGAAAUAACUCUAGAAGAAACACAAAUGUUAUAAUAACUAUGUUAUCAUACCAGUCCACCAAAGUUCGGUUUGCCUAACGUAUCAGUAAACUUACAAAGAGAAAUACAAAAAUAUAAACAAUAGUCGAAAACAAAAUAAUAUAAAACAUGUUUGUUGUUGUUGUAAAUAACUAUAUCUGUUGUGAGUAUAGAUUAUAUAGCAAAGUUUUUGUAAAAGAAGGUUGUGACAUAGGUUGUUGCUUCUAUAACACAUUUCUAAAGAUUGUUAUGAACAUUAUAUUUGACACUUCACUUCACUGUUAACAUUCCUUUUUAAAAUGUAAAUCAUCAUUCCAAUGGCAUCUAUUUUAUAUUGUGAGCUCAUCAUUUUUAGGUAUUAGUAUUCAAUGUCAUAUAUAAAAACAAAAGCAUGCAGAAACAUGUAUCAACGUUUUUAAAUUAGGCUAAUAAAUGAUUAUUAAACAUGACUAUGAAUUUAAGAUUUAGAAACGCCAUAUAUCUCCUUUCAUUUAAAACACUGGCCUUGUGAACUGUUUGACAGCAAUUUUCGUUUGUGGUGAGUAGUAAACAAAAAGUAAUUGAUUAACUAUUGCAAACUAUCUCUUAAAGUAUUUUGAUUUCAAACUGGCUUUUAUAACAGUUAUUUUAUGUCUAUUUGAUGUGCUGUUUUAUAUUUUAUUUUAAAGUGUUUUAUAGUACUUUGCAGAAAUUUUACUUUUUAUAAAUUUCAAAUGAUUUUUAAUUUUUAAGCUUAUAAAAUAAGGAUAAGUUCAGUGCAAAAUAUGUUAAUGUUGAUAUGAUCAGAUAAGUAUUAUACAAUAAUUGACAAAAUUGACAUGAUGGUUAUUGAAUAUGAUCUGAUAUAUCACUUGAUAAAAGGCAUAUAUGUUUUUGAGCCAGUGAAUAUCAUAUGGUUCUUAUAGCAGUUAAUGAAUGUUACAUGACAUGACUUACUAUAAACUGGUAACUUUAAACGGAAAUUACACUGCUUACAUGUAUACUUAAAAUGAUGAAAUGUGCAAUUAACAUUGCUCUUUGUGAAUUAAGUCAAUAUAUGCAUAUGGGAUGUGUUUGCACACAUGUUAUUUAAGUGUCUAUAAACAGGUACUAAUGCCAGAUAUUUUUAGACCUGACUUUAUACAUUAGAAAAUAUAUUGUAGUUCUUCAGCCACUGUUUCAUUGGGGCACAUUUAACACAGAAUUUGUCAGGGUUAUGUAGGUAAUUUCUGGACGUUUUUUAAUGGUUAAUUAUUUUUUUAAUCUGUAUAGCUAAAAUAAAUUACCAGUACCAUUUUGUCUAAUGAUUAAAUGAUGAAUUGUUGGAUGUAUGUAACAUAUUGAAAACAUUAAUGAACAAUGACAUUUUAAUGAUUAACUGUUAAUGUAACAUAAUAGCUAAUGUACAAUUCACUACACAAAGUGUUCUUAACCAUCGUUGGGGGGCAGAUGUUUUAUAAUAUGACAAAAAUAUACUGGGCAUAAAAUUAGGAUUUUCAUGUGCAUGUGUAAGUCAUUUUAUUUCACUUAACAACAUGUGCAUGCCUAAAAUAGCACACAUAUAAUCAUUACGUAGUAGUUUUUAUUAGCUCACCUGAGCACAACGUGCUCAUGGUGAGCUUUUAUGAUCGCUUUUUGUCUGUUGUCCGUUGUGCGGCGUCAAUAUUUGCCUUGUUAACUCUCUAGAGGCCACAUUUAUUGUCCAAUCUUCAUGAGAUUUGGUCCGAAGAUUGGUUUCAAUGAUAUAUUGGAUGAGUUCGAAAAUGGUUACGUUUGCUUGAAAAACAUGGCUGCCAAGGGGCGGGGCAUUUUUCCUUAUAUGGCUAUAUAUGGCUAUAGUAAAAUCUUGUUAACACUCUAGAGGCCACAUUUAUUGUCCAAUCUUCAUGAAACUUGCUCAGAAGAUUUGUCCCACUGAUAUCUUGGAUUAGUUCAAAAAUGGUAACCUUUGCUUGAAAAACAUGGCUGCCAAGGGGCGGGGCAUUUUUCCUUAUAUGGCUAUAUAUGGCUAUAGUAAAAUCUUGUUAACACUCUAGAGGCCACAUUUAUUGUCCAAUCUUCAUGAAACUUGGUCAGAAGAUUCAUCCCAAUAACAUUUUGGAAGAGUUCGAAAAUGAUGCCUGUUGGUUGAAAAACAUGGCCGCCAGGGGGCGGGGCAUUUUUAUUUAUAUGGCUAUAUAUUUUAAAACCUUGUUAACACUCUCGAGGUUACAUUUAUUGUCCAAUCUUGAUGAAAUAUGGUCAGAAGAUUUUUCUUAAUGAUAUCUUACAUGAGUUCGAAAAUGGUUACGUUGCUUGAAAAACAUGGCCGCCAAGUGGUGGGGCAUUUUUCCUUAACACUCUAGAGGCCACAUUUAUUGUCCGAUCUUCAUGAAACUCAGUCAGAAGAUUCAUCCCAAAAAUAUAUUGGACGAGUUUAAAAAUGAUGCCGGUUGGUUGAAAAACAUGGCCACCACGGGGGCGGGGCUAUUUUCCUUAUAUGGCUAUAGUAAAACCUUGUUAACACUCUAGAGGUCACAUUUAUUUUCCGAUCAUCAUGAAACUUGGUCAGAAGAUUUGUCCCAAUGAUAUCUUGGAUGAGUUUGAACAUGCUUUUGGUUGCUUUAAAAACAUGGCCACCAGGGGCGGGGCAUUUUUCCUUAUAUGGCUAUAGUAAAACCUUGUUAACACUCAAGAGGCCACAUUUAUUGUCCAAUCUUAAUGAAAUUUGCUCAGAAGAUUGGUCUCAAUGAUAUCUUGGAUGAGUUCGAAAUUAAUUAUGUUUGCUUGAAAAAAAUGGCUUCCAAGGGGCGGGGCAUUUUUCAUUAUAUGGCUAUAGUAAAAUCUUGUUAACACUCUAGAGGCCACAUUUACUGUCCGAUCUUCAUGAAACUUGGUCAGGAGAUUCAUCCUGAUAAUAUCUUGAACGAGUUCAAAAAUGAUGCCUGUUGGUUGAAAAACAUGGCUGCCAGUGGGCGGGGCAUUUUUGCUUAUAUGGCUAUAGACAAACCUUGUUAACACUCUAGAGGCCACAUUUAUUUUCCGAUCUUCGUAAAACUUAGUCAGAAGAUUUGUCCCAAUAAUAUCUUGUUAUCUCAGGUGAGUGACUUUGGGCCUUUCAGGCCCUCUUGUUUUAAUUUUCAUUAAAAUCUCAACUCUCUUUUUAACACUAAUGAAAUUAUGAAUAAAGUGUUCAUUUGUAUGCUAUGAUUACCGGUAUAUGUAAAAAUGGUUUUUAUAAUAAAGAUAUUGAAGAAUGUCGGAAUAAUCAUCACUCAUCUGCAGAAUUUGAUUUCUGUUACUUAAAUGUCACUAUAAAUUAACCCUUAAGAAAUCACUUAAAUUUUGUGAUAAAAACGGAUUUCUAAUAUAAGUUUCAAACAUAAUAGUAUGUUUAUUAUAAAAAUAUGUUUAUAAAACAUGUUUCCCAAUUCACCCUGUUAUUUUAUUUUAUCAACCAGCAAUGUUAUUGUAAUAAUUUAAACUUGAUAACUAUGUUUGGUAUUUAUAAAGUAACCAUAAUAGAAUAGCUAAAAACUUUAAUCUUAAAAGAUAUUUAUGUUUAUAUUGUUGAUGUAAUCACAUUAUUUAAGGGCUUUUGUGUGGUUAACAGACACUUUUUAUGCCCCCGGAUAGAAUGAUCGGGGGUAUCUUGUUUUUGACCUGUCUGUCUGUCGUUGUAUGUGUCUGUCUGUCUGUCAUUGUAUGUGUGUGUCUGUCCCAAAACUUAAACCUUGGUUUAUAACUCUUGCAAUAUUGAUGAUAGCAACUUGACAUUUGGCAUGCAUGUGUAUCUCAUGGAGCAGCACAUUUUGAGUGGUGAAAGGUCAAGGUCGUCCUUCAAGGUCUAAGGUCAAUUAUAUGGCUUCAAAGUGGCGCAGUUGGGGGCAUUGUGUUUCACAAACACAGCUCUUGUUAAAAAUGGAAAAUUGAAUAGGAAAAUUGUAUUAAUUCAUUAAAAAAGUUGUGCUUUUAUUAUCAAAAUAGGUCACGGAACUUUAUUUAAUUGGUUUAAAGGCUUUUUUUCAUUAUUUUAAAAUGUACUUUGUAAUAUUCAAAAUAUGAAUACCGGUACAUGUAAAAUGUAAUGCACCACAGCUCUAUACAUUGAUAUGGAAAGAUAUGCUCAAUAAAUAACUUUCUCAGUCUGAUAAUUAAUUCAUAGAUUGGAUAUAAUUUUCAACUAGCAAGUUGUGCUAUAUGAUAACAAUGACAAAAUUUGCAAUUCAUUACAAUUCAAAGCACAAAUCAUAAGACCAUACAUUACUUCUUAUCGUUCUGAUAUCUGGACCUGUUGUAUAUAAGCUUUCUGUGGUUGGUAAUUUAUAUAUUUAGCUCUUCUGGCCAUAGGCCAUCAGAGCUUAUGGGAUGGUAUGGUGUCUGUCUGUGUGUGCGUGCGUUAGACUUUCUCUUGUAUUUCCGAUAAAGUCCACAGUUUUCAUCCGAUUCUUUUCAAACUUGCUCACGACAGUGUCUUAAUAUUUAUGAGGACUCAGACCCUAUUGAUUUUCAGGUCACUGGGUCAAAGGUCAAGGUCACAGUGACUCGAAAUAGUAAUAACUUGUUUAUCGGAUAAAGUCCACAGUUUUCAUCCGAUACUUUUCAAACUUGCUCAGUGUCUUUAUAUUAAUGAGGACUCAAACCCUAUUGAUUUUCAGGUCACUGAGUCAAAGGUCAAGGUCACAGUGACUCGAAAUAGUAAAAUGGUUUCCGGAUAAUAACUCAAGAAUGCUGAGGCCUAGGAUCAUGAAACUUCAUAGGUACAUUGAUCAUGACUGGCAGAUGACCCCUAUUGAUUUUCAGGACACUAGGUCAAAGGUCAAGGUCACAGUUACUCGAAAUAGUAGCGUGAUUAAGUACACAGUUUCCAUCUUAUUUCAGGUCACUAGGUCAGGGGUCAAGGUCACAGUGACUCUAAAUAGUAGCGCGAUUAAGUACACAGUUUCCAUCUUAUUCUUUCCAAACUUGCACAAUGUUUAUACCAGUAGAGCGAUUCAGGCCCUCAUGGGCCUCUUGUUUUAAUAUGGAGGGUUGUGUGUUGACUUGUAUCUUAAAUAGAAGUGAGCAACACUGGGAAAGCCAGGCUUAAUGCAUGCGUGUAAAAUAUUGUCCCAGAUUAGCCUGUAUGGCCUUCGGAUUAGACUAGAUUUGCAUUUAGGAGAGACUUCUUUCAAUGAAGUAUUCCAUGAAAGCAGAAAAAUGUUGCACAUGCAUCAAGUCCAAUUUCCCAGAGUGCUUAAAGGGACUGUUGUCGACCAAAACCCAGUUGCACUUAAAAUAAUAUUUCUUGGUAGAAAUGACCUAGACUAAGAAAUGCUUAGACCUUGGCAUGUAAUAAAUGAAUGCAGAUACACAAUUGUGAUAGUAUUACACCUGUAUUAACUGUUUUGAUCCAACACAUAACAUAUAUGCAUAUUUUAUUUUUAGACAUGUGUUUGAAACUUUGUUCCCUUUAUAGUCUGUAAUGAAUACAUAGGGCCUAUACUGUAAGUAGACACAACAGUGUCUAACUGAACCCUCAACAUCACAUUGGAGCAUGGUGUAUGUGAAUAAAUGAGCCUAGGUCUGCGAAAAACAUGCUGUAUGCAUGUGCGUAAAGUUUUGUCCAAGAUUAGCCUGUGCAGUCUGCAUAUAUGUUAUUUAUAUGGUACUUUUUGUUAUAAUAAUCUUUUUAGUAAAAAUCCAGUUAGAGGGAAAAUAUAGUCCUGAUUAGCCUAUUCCUAAUGCACAAGGGUGGACCACACUUUUCACACAUGCAUCAAGCUCUGUAAUAUGCCUAAUGCACAAGGGUGGACCACACUUUUCACACACAAGGGUGGACCACACUUUUCACACAUGCAUCAAGCUCUGUUUUCCCAGAGUGCGGCUCAAAUAGUUGUU